Messenger RNA from Scophthalmus maximus (turbot), 2876 nucleotides. It is a transcript of the gene ulk3, whose product is annotated as unc-51 like kinase 3. The record is from RefSeq and is a predicted model, not a curated record. Gene Ontology annotation, cellular component: cytoplasm; autophagosome. Gene Ontology annotation, biological process: peptidyl-serine phosphorylation; autophagy; protein autophosphorylation. The coding region runs from base 242 to 1690 and encodes 482 amino acids. The transcript has 17 exons. Gene Ontology annotation, molecular function: ATP binding; protein serine/threonine kinase activity. Lineage: Eukaryota; Metazoa; Chordata; Actinopteri; Pleuronectiformes; Scophthalmidae.
AUCUUUCAAAUAUAUACUCUGCAGAGUAGUGCAGAGGUCGUGUUCGCACCACGUCGUGUCCACACACUGUGCAGUAACCUCCUGCCAACGCCAGGGGGCAGUCGCAUAUCUCCUCAUACACCUUUGACGUCAGCUGGUCGGAGACCGCCCCGCAGCCAUGUAAACAUUCCCUUUCGUUCAUGUGCUGUGGAUUUGUUAGCUCACAGCCUGCUCUGGAAAAUUUGAUGUUGCUGUUGUCAGCAUGGCCUCAAGCUUUGCUCCACCAAAACUGGCCGACUUCAUCCUCACAGAGCGUCUGGGCAGCGGGACCUAUGCGACCGUCUACAAGGCCUACAGGAAGGCAAAAGUGAAAGAUGAAGUCUGGUUGCCGACUGUGUUGUUGCAGGGCGACAGUCGAGAGGUGGUGGCAGUGAAGGUGGUUGGGAAGAAGACUCUCAACAAGGCAUCGACAGAAAACCUACUCACAGAGAUUGAAAUCCUGAAGACUGUGCGUCACCCCCACAUAGUCCAGCUCAAAGACUUUCAGUGGGACGCUGAGAACAUUUAUCUGAUUUUGGAGUGGUGCUCUGGCGGCGAUCUCUCCCGCUUCAUCCGCAGUCGGAGGAUUUUACCUGAGAGCGUGGCCCGGCGCUUCCUGCAGCAGAUAGCCUGUGCCCUCCAGUUCCUUCAUGAACGAAACAUCUCACACCUGGAUUUGAAACCUCAGAAUAUUCUGCUCUGUGGCUCUGCCCUCAAACUCGCAGACUUUGGUUUUGCCCAGUACAUGUCACCGUGGGACGAGCAGAGUGCACUGAGGGGUUCUCCUCUCUACAUGGCUCCUGAGAUGGUGUGCCGACGCCAGUAUGACUCCAGGGUGGAUCUCUGGUCAGUUGGAGUUAUACUCUACGAGGCAGUGUUUGGGAGAGCGCCAUUCGCAUCAAGGUCUUAUGCGGAGUUGGAGGAGAAGAUCCGGAGUAACCAACCCGUUGAGCUCCCUCCUGGGGCCAGGGUAUCCAAGGACUGCCGGGACCUUCUGCUGCGACUGCUGGAGAGAAAUCCAGAUGUCCGGAUCACCUUUGCUGAGUUCUUCGCCCACCCCUUUGUGGAUAUGGAGCACAUGCCGAGUGCAGGGAGCCUCGUGAAGGCGAAAGAGUUGGUCCUGCAGGCCGUCCAGAAGGACCAGGAGGGGGAGAGGUCAGCUGCUCUCUCUCUGUACUGCGCUGCCCUCGAGCACUUUGUCCCCGCUAUUCACUACGAGACGGAUCGACAACGUAAAGAUGUCCUCAGGCAGAAGGUUAGCCAGUAUGCGUCCAGAGCCGAGGAGUUGAAAGCCCUGGUGGCCUCAGACAACCGACUGAGCUUCGAGGAGGCCCGAACCUCCAGGGAUGUUCUCCGAGAAAUGUCCCGGGACCAACCACGCCUGCUGGCUGCUUUGGGGAUGGCCUCUACUGCCAUUGCUAAGGAAGAGAGUGGAUUGGACGAUCAUGAGGCCCUGGAUAUGUACCAGCAGUGCUUAGGAGAACUGCUGUUGGUGCUCGUAGCUGAGCCCCAGGGUCGCAGGAGAGAACUGCUGCACGAUGAGAUUCAAAGCCUCAUGACCAGAGCUGAAUACCUCAAAAAGCAUGUCAAGAUGCAGGAGACUCAGAGAGACGUGUCUCUGGAUCCAGAACCUCUCGCAGACUCUGUCAGAAGCUCCUGCUGUUUGCAGUGACCCUGUCGACGACCACGGGAACCAGCCGGCACACCUCACGGAGCAGCAGACUGUCCGUCAGGGAUCAAGUUGGACACAGAGCCAAUCCGACCACACUUCUGUCGGAGCCAAAUUAAACCCGCAUCACACCGCACCCUGACCAAAUCAGUCCGUGUCCUUCUGGAUAUUGAAGUUUCUGGCUAAAUAUGGCGAAUGUUUUGAUUGUCGCCCCAAAGUAUUUUCUACCAGAUGAUUUGACAAGUUAGAAAACUUGUUCAGAAAAAAUUUUGGUCGGUGAAAUACUGAAAAUAGCUGUUGAAUUGUGGAUUUUGCACACUGGUGAAUCUAAAAGUUUCCCUGCUCUUUGCACUGUGUCGGUGCACUGCUUAGCCCCAAAUCCCUCCUCCAGACACACCAUUGAUAUGUAAAUGCCAGAGAGCUUGUAUGACAAUACCACACUGUCAUGGUAAACAAGUUAAACUGAGUCAGUUGCAUUUUAUCUGAGGGCAGAACAUUCAAGGCGCAUUUUGCCGCACACACAAAAAGUGAAAACCUGACGAUACAAUCAACUGCAGAUAUGUGAGUAUGUGAGUAUGUGUUAAGUAUCACACGGAUUUUUGAAGUGUAGUAUUAAGUAUAUUAUAUUGAGGCCUCUGCAAACAUGCACAUACUCCCUCACCCCCCUCUUCCCCACUGCCUUUACUGUGGGUCAACCACAGGCUCACCAUGCUCUCUCCACUGAUGGAGCCCUCUCCACCACUAUGAGGGGAAAACUGGAGAGGUGCGGCCUCUGCCUUAUUUACACUAGACUCGCAUUUUCUUAGGUUUGGCAACGGACAGGGAUUUGAGGGAUACAGUGAGUUGUGGCGCUCAAGGAGAGCCUCACAACUGGGCCUCUGUGAAACGGUGAAAAGCUCAACAGUUGUAGCAGGCUGAUAAUCCUCAGUGUCGCAGGCCUUCACAGACGGUGCUGGAAAAUACUAGGGAGCAUUACUUUGUGAAAAUAAUUUAUAUGACAACUGAAGAAAAUACCUGAAAGAGAGGUCGAAGGAGGAAAGGUAUGAAUACUGUAUGUCUCCUGGGAAUAUUCACACACUGCUGCCGUGUCCUUUUUGUUUUUUUAAUUUUGAAUGUUUACACAGCUGUGAUUUUCUAAUGUAUUUAUUAAAUGAGAAAUUCUGUGGAAAAUAAAGUGUCCCUCUCUGAA